CUCCGCUGCGGCUGCGGGGGCCUCGCUCGGCGCCCGACGAGCGGCCGCCCCGUGGGGAGCCCGCCCAGGCCAUGGCGACCCACGGGCCACGCGCGCCCCCUCCGCCUUCGCGGCCGCCGCGAGACACCCGCGACGCGCCAACUGCCGGGACCCCUACCCAGGCCUCGCGACCCCGGCCCGGCCGGACCCCCGGCGGCCCGGUGGCCAGUGCCUACAAGAGGGUGGACUGGGCUCCGGAGGCGGUAGAGAAAAGGGGACCAUACAUCAUGACCCGGAUGCCUUCCAUCCAGGCCAAGCUGCAGAAGCACCGGGAUCUGGCAAAGGCUGUCCUGCGGAGGAAAGGCGUGAUGGGAGCCUCUUCACAUCAUCCCAACUCUUCAGGGAAAAGGUCAGUGAAGUUUAACAAGGGUUAUGCUGCCCUCACCCAAAGUGCAGAUGAGAACCUGGUGUCUCUUGAUUCAGACAGUGAUGGAGAACUGGAAUCCAGAUACUCAUCAGGAUACUCCUCUGCAGAGCAGGUAAAUCAGGAUCUGAACCGGCAACUGUUAGAGGAUGGUUAUCACUUGGAUGAAAUGCCAGAUGAUGAAGAUCUGGACCUCAUUCCUCCCAAGCCCAUGGCUUCCUCAUCUUGCACCUGCUGCUGCUGCUGCCUCGGGGAAGCAUUCUCCUGCACCGUCCAGUAGGCAGUGCCUGCCUGAGGGGAAGCUGCAGUAGGGACAUUAGCUUCCCUGGGGUGUAGAGGGCAUUGUCCUCUACUUCCCUGGUGGACAAAGCCAUCAGCACCAGAUUUCAUCAGGAGCCAAACAUCAACCUAGGAAGGUCAGUGACUUGUAGGAAGCUCUGCCACAAUGUCUCAGGCCAAAGGCUUUGGAGGGCAGAGUUAGGUGGGAAGUGCUUGGGAAUGUAGGAGGGCUCCUUACGGCUUCUUGCUGAUGCAGCAGUCACAUUGGGAGAAGACUUCUGUACAGGGAGGGAAAUGCAGGAUUUUUCAAUUCUUAAGAAUAAGGGUAACAGAAUUUGUCUUCUUUUAGAGAAGAAAGUCAUCAGCUCUUGAAAUUGACCCACUUAGCAUUUGAAGGUAUUGUGUGUUCAGGAUGAGAUUCUGUGGCCAGGUGGGGAAGAGGAGUCAGAGGCAGCUGCCCUUGGCUGAGGAGCAUUUAAGAAGGAUUUGGCUCCCUUGGGAUUCUGACAGAAGGAAGUUUUGCAGGCUUUGGCAAGGACCUAGGUAGUCCCUGUGGGCUUGCCCUUCCAAAGUGAAAUGUGUACCUUCUCUUAGGUGCUGCUGGCUGGGCUUUCCCCUUCCCCUAAGCUUACCUCUGGUGAGGGAACCCCAGUGCUUUGGGACUGUUGGCUGUGGCCCCUAGUAGUGACCAACUUCCAAUUCCUAAUUGCUGACUGGGCAAGACCCCAUAGUCAGGUGCUGGGGCUGCUCUGCACAGCUAGCCCUUCUUUCCCUCCCAAUCUGUAUCUAUUUAUUUAUUUAUUUAUUUGGGGUUUCUGGUCUCUUGUUUUUGGCCUUGUUCUCAUCUGGCUCCCCAGGCCUAUUUCAUGGGUUGAUGGCAUUCAGAUACUAUGGGAGGGGGCUGGCCUCCGGCUUUGGUGAGGAGAGGAUUGAUCAGCAGUUUUUGUAAUCUUUGUUAAACAACUCUGGAGUCGGACUGAAGUUGGCAGACUAAUGUGGGGUUUAGCCUAAGGAAUAGAAAGUGGGAGUCAGACAAACCAGGGAAGCACAUAACCAAAGGGGCCAACCAUCCUCAUGGCUCUCCUGCCCUUCAUAUUCCUCUCACCUCUUGGUGGACCUCAGCAAAUCCUCAAGGCAGGUGUAGAGUCGGGGUUCCUAUGGGCAUUUUGGGGUUUUCAUUUUCACUCAGGAGUCUUAUUUCCUCAGCCAGAAGGAUCCAGGAAUAACAUCUAGAUAGAAAACCUUGAGAUUUGCCCUUCGCAUUCUUUGUUUAGACUUGGGGACUUUUUGUAGUCGGGCUCAGCUUCUCCCUGCAUAUUUAGAUUUCCAUGUGGUUAGUGUGUUUUCCCUGUAUUGGGGGGAUGUGGGCCAUGGAGGGAGCUGGUGUGGAAUUGGGAAUGGGCCAGGCCACAGCUCCCCUUGGCUGCCUGUCUUCCACACGGACCCUUCCUGAGCUGCAGACUAUUUUCUUGACAUUUUCCCAUCUCCCCAGCUGAGUUUGGGGGACUGCCUGUACCAAGUCAGUGCUUGGUCUCAUGGUCUCUGUGGGAAGAGGAACGUGAAGGGAGCUGGGGCAGCCUCGAAGGUGCUUUGGAGUCGCUUGACUCCACUAAUCUAUUGUCCCACUGGCCUUGUCAGUCCACAGGAAGGCUAUGUGACCAUGAGGAUCUGCUAGAUCUGGACUGGACAAGAGAAGGCCAGAGGGAUUUCAGACACAACCUAAACAUUAACAGUAACUUUGUCCUAUUUUUUUUUUGUACUUUUGGUCUAAGCCUCAGACCCCUUUGGGGCAGUUGUUUCACUGUAGCUGUCUGUCCACUUUUAGGAUCUGUGCACAUCUGUAUUCCCAGGUUGUUGUGUUACGGCUUGUUUCGAGUGUGUAUGGUUUUUUUUUUUUUUUUUUUUUUUGGUAAGGAAUGAGAACAAGUGAGUGGGGAGAAAAAAGCAUUGGAAGGCUGUAGGACAGGCCUGGCCGGGAGCUCAUUAAAAGCUUGGUUACCUUCUCACCUUUAUGGAUCUUCUGGUGGGGCAACAGAAGGACUUGAGUGAGGUUCAGGCAUUCCCCCAGUGGGAUGAAAAGGUAGAAAAGCCUGGACUCCAAGCCUGUUUCUAGGCCCAGAACCAGGGUUCUUCCCUAGACUUAUGGGGUUGUUCUGACCCCCUGCUUUAGCUCUUGGCUUUCCACCCCAGUUGUUUCUUUGGUUGUCUCGUUGAAAUGAAAAGGGCCUCUGAAGUUUCUGGCACUAAUGCUCAUCCUGCCUCACAGGUCAGUGGGGAUUCCAUUCUGACAGGAAGCUGUAAAGGCUCUAGGUAGAACUUGUAAGAGGGUGGAUAUUGAACAGUAUUGUCAAUGAAACAUCAUCUGUCUGGAACCCCAGCCUCAGACCAAGCUGCUGGUUAAAGUCCCAUGGCCCCGCACCACCAGUGACAGGGCUGCUUUGGGUCCCUCACCUUCUGGUGCUCUGCAACUGACAAUCAGUACACUUGGGAAAAUGGACCGGUUUGUUUUGGCUGCUUAAUCUGGAGGUGGGUUUAUGUGGUGUACAUAGUACAUAGUAUGUAUAUUCAGAGAUGUGUAUGGCUUAGAGUUUUCUAUCAUGAGCAGAGUUUAUAAUAUCAAUAAAUUUCUUCAUGCUACA
Messenger RNA from Trichosurus vulpecula (common brushtail), 3321 nucleotides. It is a transcript of the gene FAM219B, whose product is annotated as family with sequence similarity 219 member B. The transcript is spliced from 6 exons. Bases 72 to 683 code for a protein of 203 amino acids. The record is from RefSeq and is a predicted model, not a curated record. NCBI's taxonomy places the organism in Eukaryota, Metazoa, Chordata, Mammalia, Diprotodontia, Phalangeridae.